AAACUUCAACCAUCUUCACAUAUCACACACAAACCCCACUUCACAAUAUCCAACACAAAACCAUUCCUCAAACUCACUCAAACCCAAACAACAAUGACAAACUUUGCUCAAUUCUACGAAUCAUGGCACACUCAAUUCAACAACCUAAUCCACCAACUCAAACUAUCAACCUCAACCCAAACCGACUCAGAAGAACUCAUCCAAAAAGUUCUCUCUCACCAUCAAGAUUACUACAAUGCAAAAUCAAUGGCUGCUGAAAAAGAUCCACUGCAUGUCUUAGCAUCUCCUUGGGCUACAACACUUGAACGUUCUCUUCAUUGGAUUGCUGGUUGGAGACCCACUACAGCUUUUCAUCUCAUCUACACUGAAUCUUCUCUUCUUUUUGAGUCUCAUAUUAUUGAUAUUCUUCGUGGAUUUAGAACUGGUGACCUUGGUGAUCUCUCUCCUAAUCAGUUUCGUCGUGUUAGUGACUUGCAAUGUGAUACUGUGAAAGAAGAGAAUGCAAUAACGGAGGAGCUAUCAGAGUGGCAGGACAGUGCAAGCGAUAUGAUGGGUUCAGAAGCUGAUAUCAACGACAAGAUCGAACGGCUGGUAAGUAUUAUCAAGAAAGCUGAUGAUCUACGGCUGAGAACGUUGCGCAGUGUGGUGGAGUUCCUGUCGCCGCAGCAGGCUGUUGAGUUCUUGAUUGCUUCAGCUGAGUUGGUUGUUGGGAUACGGGGUUGGGGAUUGAAUCACGACCGUUCACGUCCUAGGAUACGAUGAAUCCUAGGAUGUGAUGAACUCUUGUUUUAUGGGUUGAAAAAUUUGUCUCUUAAUUUUGAUUUUUAUGAGAUUUAUUUAAAUCAUUGUCAAAUGAGUACUGUUGCUACUUUGUCAUUUUAUUUUCUAUUUGCAAUGUAAAACUAAAUUAAGUACUUUAAUGAA
Messenger RNA from Medicago truncatula (barrel medic), 924 nucleotides. RefSeq names its product protein DOG1-like 4. NCBI's taxonomy places the organism in Eukaryota, Viridiplantae, Streptophyta, Magnoliopsida, Fabales, Fabaceae. The annotation marks the transcript as partial. Gene Ontology annotation, molecular function: sequence-specific DNA binding. The record is from RefSeq and is a predicted model, not a curated record. The transcript has 2 exons. Gene Ontology annotation, biological process: DNA-templated transcription.